GUUGAAGAGAUCAGACAGCUCCACAAAAGAAGUGUCAGUUGUGGUAAGCCUGAGGAGUAGCCAGAAUCGGAAUUCAUUGGUGCAGUUCAUUGAGCGAAAUCCUUUUUUUUGUAUUUUGGGAGUGACCAGUCAUUUUUUUCUCCACUUUACAAAGAUGUCACGCUGUCUUAAAGGAGGAGUGGUGAUCAGCCAUCAAAUCCUGGAGGGGAAACACCAUUAUGAAGUCCAAGAUGUUCUCCAUUGCAACGUUGCCCAUUCCCUUUUCAGGAGAGGGGACCACUUGCUGCACUUAAAUGAGGAAAGUGUGUUUGACAUUCCACCCGAGACUGUAGCUGAGCUACUCAGAGAGAACUCCACAUUGCUGACUCUUCAUCGUCCCGAGCCUAGCACAGAAUGCCAUGCCCCAGAGGAGCCCAGCGAAGUUGUCUAUUGGCCAUACGACAAGCAAAAGGUGAAGCUGCAGUUCAGCUUGCAGUUGGUGCAGAUACCUCCAGACUCUGAGGGCCCGGAGAGGCCAGCCACAUCUGACUGUGAUGACACAGCAUGGCCAGAGGGAAUCGGGAGAAAGGACAGGGGACACGCAGGCCCGGAAACAUUCAGCACACCUCCAAGCAGCCGCGCCUCUGCGAAUGCUGGAGAGGGAAAUGGAGGGGCUACAUGUGGCAGAACGAAGGCAUGUGCAUUGUUGGUGGCACUGAAUUGUGUUUCAGUCUCAACUCUGCGAGGACGAGGCCCUCACUGCUCAUCAGGAAUUGUAUGCGCUGUGUGCAAAAAGAAGGAUUGUGAUGUACACACCAUUAAUGUGAAUUCAGACACCAAAUCAGAGCUGUAUUGUCUGGAAGAACGGGUGCCUCCCAGUGAUUGCUGUGGGAUAAUAAUGAAAGUCAUGAAUAGUGAAUGCCCAUUUUUAAUUCACAAUGAGCGUGAUCAAUACUUACGGCCUGGCAAUUGCUACCAAAGGAUCAUUCUGAGUCAUCAGGAUCCCGAGUCUGCUCAUGUGACGAUCUUUUAUUACAAAUCCAACAAGAUUCUAAAACCAUAUUGUGGAAUGCCUGUGGUGCUCAAUUUUUCCAAAACAAAUUAUUUCCUUGUGUGCCACAGUGAAGGGAACAACGUCCUACUCAGGAUAGAGGAAAGUACCUCAGAAUCGCUGAAGAAGAUCACCGAGUAUAGUCCAAAUUGGCGGUUCAUCUUCUACAUGAAGGAGCGGCAAGAUGGGACACUCAGCUUUGAGUCAGCUCAGCAUCGAGGAUGGUUCAUCAAUAACCAAUGGAGCAAACAGGUCGUUGGAAUGAAAAGAACAAUGGCGGAAACGUUAAAUGCAGAUUUUAUCUUUAUAUUGGUAAAACUCUGAGUUUUGUCCUUGCAAGAUUCAGAUGAGAAUGCAACACAGCAAUGUGAGUUAUGUUAUUUAUGUUCUUUUGUUGUACUCACACCCCUCCACAGAGUUUUUUAUAAAUGAUUAUUUUUCAACGUACAUUCCAGUUCAGUUUCCUGCAAUGUAUUGGUCCACUCCAUGUUUCUUAACAGACUCUAAUUGCCCGAGGUCAGAGAGAGACAGGAACCAGAGCGAGGAGACAGUGCUACUAAAUGUAAACUCUAAUGUAAGUUCCUUCUUCUCAGGCAGUCCCUCGGGAUCGAGGAUGACUUGCUUCCACUCCAGUUCCAUGGGUUCUAAGAUAAGUCCAAUGCGCAAUCUGCAGAUUCUACCACAUGUGGGGACAGGUGGUGCUUGAAGGGUUGGGUAGACGGGUUGUUUGGAGGUUUACUGAGCUCUCCAGGACACCUCGGCUCUGCUUCUGCGCAUUCCCAAUGAAGCCUCUCAAUGUGCUUGGUGCCUUCCUGAAAGAACCUUUCCAUUUUGGUCGGUCACAAGCCAGCGUCUCCCGUGAGUCAGUGAGUAGGUUUGACCUUCUCAGGGAUACUUUCAGAAUAUCCCUGAAGUGUUUCUGCUGUCUCCUGGGAGCCUCCUGCCAUGACCAAGUGCUGAGUAGAGCAAAUGUUUUGAGAGUCUGGUGUCAGGCAUAUGAAUGACAUGUCCUGCCCAGUGGAGCUGGUUUUAAGUGAUUAGCACCUCGAUGCUGGGCAUGUUGGCUUGGGAAAGGAUGCUGCUGUUGGACCGAACUUUCUUGCCACUGGGUUUGGAGGAUCUUGCUAAGGCACUGCUCCAGUAACCAACAGCACUAGUUACCUUAAACCGUAAUGUGACCGGGAGAUCCUCAUUAACACCAGUGUCACCAGGGAAUCCUCAUUAAUACCAGCUUCACAAGGGGACCCUCGUUAGAGACAUCACUGCGAGAUCCUUGUCAACACCAGUGUCACUGGGGGAUUCUGAUGAACACCAGGGUCACAUUAAUGGUUACAAAACUCUCUGGUCCUGAAAACAUUUUUUUACUGAUUUGAGUGACAAAAAUAUUUAUCAUGCUAUUGAGUUUGGAAUUAAAAUCUUGACCUUUGUCAAA
Molecule: messenger RNA, 2462 nt
Organism: Carcharodon carcharias (great white shark)
Lineage: Eukaryota; Metazoa; Chordata; Chondrichthyes; Lamniformes; Lamnidae
Exons: 6
Coding region: 155-1354 (399 amino acids)
Biological process (GO): inflammatory response; immune response; positive regulation of gene expression
Molecular function (GO): cytokine activity
Source: RefSeq, a predicted model, not a curated record